CUCUUCCCAUAACCCUCCAUAAUACACCUUCACCGCAGUCACACUCACAAUGGCUGCCGCACCCACCCACGAGCUCAAGCUCGACCCCAAGUACGACCACUACGACUACCCCACUGUUGCCCCGGUUGCGCAGAACGGGCACCCCGGCCACACAACGCCUGAGCAAGAUGCGCAGGUCUUCCAGCUGCGGACUCAGCUCGAGCAGGCUGGCUACACCAAGAACCUCGACACGUUGACGCUAUUGCGAUUCCUCCGUGCACGCAAAUUCAAUGUCGAGCUGUCGAAGCAGAUGUUCAUCGACAGCGAGAAGUGGCGGGCAACAUAUGCUGGCAUCGGCGUUGAGGAGCUCGUCCGCACCUUCGACUACAAGGAGAAGGCGCAGGUGUUCGAGUACUACCCCCAGUACUACCACAAAACCGAUAAGGACGGCCGGCCAGUAUACAUCGAGCAGCUCGGCAAGGUCGAUCUCACUGCCCUCGGCAAGAUCACCAGCCAGGAGCGCAUGGUGCAGAACCUUGUCUGCGAAUAUGAAAAGAUGGCCGACCCUCGUCUGCCCGCCUGCUCGCGCAAGACCGGCCACCUCCUCGAGACCUCAUGCUCUAUCCUCGAUCUGAAGGGCGUCGGUAUCGCCAAGGCAACAUCCGUCUACGGCUACCUGCAGGCCGUCUCCGCCAUUUCCCAAAACUACUACCCCGAGCGCCUCGGCAAGAUGUACGUCAUCAACGCACCCUGGGGCUUCUCUGGUGUCUUCAGCGUCGUCAAGAAGUUCCUCGACCCCGUCACCAGCGCCAAGAUCCACGUCCUGGGCUCCGGAUACAAGUCAGAGCUGCUCGCACAGGUCCCGGCCGAGAACCUGCCCAAGGCUUUCGGUGGUAACUGCGACUGCCCCGGUGGCUGUGCGCUGAGUGAUGCCGGCCCAUGGCAGGACUCGCAGUGGGUCAAGGAGCCCAAGUGGGCGAAGAAGAGUGACGAUGCUAUUGACAACACUGCCCUGCCUCCUCCUACCACGGGUGGUGACGUUCCUACCACUGGCGCGCCUGUUGAUGGUCUUGAUGGAGCACCAGCUGGUGCCCCUCAACCGCACGCUUAGAAGCGUGCGUUGGGGACAAGUCGCCGCGAAGAGUAGGAGCGCGAAGUUGAGAGCGCGGAGCAGGCAGGAGCUACACAACAAAAUCAUAAAGAGCGGAGAGCGAGGCGUGCCAAGGGCAGCGUGAUGCAUGGCGUGUCAGGGCACACAUCAUCUCCAGCAGCAACACAUACUGGAUUUUUAGCCGGACUUGGUGCUUGUAUUAGCAGUGAAUAUAGCGGCGGUGACUGUGGCAGUGACUGUGGCGGUUGCUAUAGUGUGGCUACAGUGGUGGAGGCUGUGGUGCCACCUCCUGUAACUUUUGACGGGCAUAGAAAAACAUUGGGUGCCCAAAUUUGGCUGGUGGAGUGGUAUUAGAGCGGCAUAGAUGCAGGGCUUCCGUCUCCCUAGAAUCCUG
Molecule: messenger RNA, 1484 nt
Organism: Macroventuria anomochaeta
Lineage: Eukaryota; Fungi; Ascomycota; Dothideomycetes; Pleosporales; Didymellaceae
Exons: 4
Coding region: 50-1090 (346 amino acids)
Source: RefSeq, a predicted model, not a curated record